Messenger RNA from Marmota flaviventris (yellow-bellied marmot), 7267 nucleotides. NCBI's taxonomy places the organism in Eukaryota, Metazoa, Chordata, Mammalia, Rodentia, Sciuridae. The record is from RefSeq and is a predicted model, not a curated record.
AGCCUCCCCAGCUGCUGGGAUUACAGGCGUGCACCACUGAGCCUGGACCCCAGUCAUCUUUCAAUAUGCUCGCUGCUCAUAUAUAGGGGGAGUGGCCACAGCAGGUCCUAUCUGGUGGUGAGUGGCUGUCAUGAUCUCUACAGCACCGCUCUACAGCGGCGUGCACAACUGGACUAGUUCUGACCGGAUUCGCAUGUGUGGCAUCAACGAGGAGAGAAGAGCACCUCUUUCUGAUGAGGAGUCCACGACAGGUGACUGCCAGCACUUUGGGUCUCAGGAGUUUUGUGUCAGCAGCAGUUUUUCCAAGGUGGAGCUCACAGCAGUUGGAAGUGGCAGCAAUGCCCGGGGGGCAGACCCAGAUGGCAAUGCGACAGAAAAACUUGGACACAAGUCAGAAGACCAGCCUGAUGAUCCCCAGCCAAAAAUGGACUAUGCUGGGAAUGCGGCAGAGGCUGAGGGCCUCCUGGUGCCACUAAGCAGCCCCGGAGACGGGCUUAAGCUGCCCACUCCUGACGGCACAGAGGCUGGCAAUAGCAGGGCCGACUGCUCCUGGACUCCCCUCAGCACCCAAAUGAGCAAACAGGUUGACUGUUCACCAGCCGGGGUAAAGGCCUUGGACUCUCGGCAUGGUGUUGGAGACAAGAACACUUUCAUUUUGGCAACUCUGGGAACUGGAGUCCCUGUGGAGGGGACCCUGCCUCUGGUUACCACUAACUUCAGUCCACUGCCGGCACCUAUCUGUCCUGCACCUGGUUCGGCCUCUGUCCCCCCAUCUGUUCCAGAUCCAUUCCAGAUUCCCCUCUCUGUCCCAGCCCCGGUACCCCAUUCUGGACUAGUACCAGUUCAAGUUGCCACUUCAGUUUCCGCUCCUUCCCCUCCCCUAGCACCAGUUCCGGCUCUGGCUCCAGCGCCACCCUCAGUGCCCACUCUCAUUUCUGAUUCAAACCCUCUUUCUGUCUCAGCCUCAGUCUUGGUGCCUGUACCAGCAUCUGCUCCUCCCUCAGGCCCGGUUCCCCUGUCUGCUCCUGCUCCUCCUCCUCUCUCGGUCCCAGUUUCAGCAGCACCCUUGGCUCUGAUCCAGGCUCCUGUGCCUCCUUCAGCUCCCACCUUGGUCCUUGCUCCUGUCCCCACUCCAGUUCUGGCUCCCAUGCCAGCAUCCACACCUCCAGCAGCUCCUGCCCCUCCUUCUGUGCCGAUGCCCACCCCAACCCCAUCCUCUGGCCCUCCUUCUACCCCUACUCUCAUUCCUGCCUUUGCUCCUACACCGGUGCCUGCACCCACCCCAGCCCCAAUCUUUACUCCAGCCCCCACGCCCAUGCCGGCUGCCACACCAACUGCCAUUCCCACCUCAGCACCCAUCCCGGCCUCCUUCAGUUUGAGUCGAGUGUGUUUUCCUGCAGCUCAGGCACCAGCUAUGCAAAAAGUCCCCCUGUCCUUUCAGCCAGGGACAGUGCUGACCCCAAGCCAGCCGCUGGUAUACAUCCCACCUCCAAGUUGUGGGCAACCUCUCAGUGUGGCCACACUUCCAACCACCCUGGGGGUCUCAUCCACUCUUACGCUCCCUGUCCUGCCAUCCUACCUGCAGGACAGGUGUCUCCCAGGUGUGCUGGCCUCUCCAGAGCUUCGGUCCUACCCAUAUGCAUUCUCUGUGGCCCGGCCUUUGACUUCAGAUUCCAAGCUGGUCUCUCUGGAGGUGAACAGGCUCCCCUGCACUUCCCCAUCUGGCAGUACCACCACCCAGCCUGCGCCUGAUGGGGCCCCUGGGCCUUUGGCAGAUACCUCCCUUGCCACUGCUUCUGCCAAGGUGCUUCCAACUCCACAGCCUUUGCUGCCAGCCCCCAAUGGGAGCUCAGCCCCACCACACCCUGCCAAGAUGCCAGGUGGCACUGAGCAACAAACAGAAGGGACUUCUGUUACCUUCUCUCCCCUCAAGUCGCCUCCACAGCUGGAGCGAGAGAUGGCCUCUCCGCCCGAGUGCAGUGAGAUGCCCCUCGACCUCUCCUCCAAGUCCAACCGUCAGAAGCUUCCAUUGCCUAACCAGCGCAAGACACCUCCCAUGCCUGUGUUGACCCCUGUGCACACCAGCAGCAAGGCCCUCCUCUCCACAGUCCUGUCUAGGUCUCAGCGCACAACCCAGGCUGCUGGCAGCAAUGUCACCUCCUGCUUGGGCUCCACUUCCUCACCCUUUGUCAUCUUUCCUGAGAUCGUGAGGAAUGGUGACCCGAGCACCUGGGUGAAAAACUCAACUGCGCUGAUCAGCACCAUUCCUGGCACCUAUGUGGGAGUGGCCAACCCAGUGCCUGCAUCCCUGCUGCUGAACAAAGACCCUAAUUUGGGCCUCAAUCGAGACCCCCGCCAUCUCCCCAAGCAAGAGCCCAUCUCCAUUAUUGAUCAAGGAGAGCCCAAGAGCACUGGUGCCACAUGUGGCAAGAAGGGCAGCCAGUCUGGUGCUGAGGGACAGCCAAGCACAGUCAAAACACGUUAUACCCCAGCCCGCAUUGCCCCUGUGCUGCCAGGGUGCCAAACCAAGGAGCUCUCUUUGUGGAAACCUACAGGGCCGGCAAAUAUUUAUCCACGGUGUUCAGUCAAUGGGAAACCCACCAGCACUCAGGUCUUGCCUGUUGGCUGGUCACCAUACCACCAGGCAUCUCUGCUUUCCAUUGGCAUUUCCAGUGCCGGGCAGCUGACCCCCAGUCAGGGGGUGCCCAUCAGGCCCACCAGCGUUGUUUCUGAGUUUUCUGGAGUGCCAUCUCUUGGCUCCAGUGAAACUGUGCAUGGACUUCCCGAGGGGCAGCCACGGCCUGGGGGUCCCUUUACUUCAGAGCAGGACACUGUAACAAAAAACAAAACUUGCCGGAUUGCUGCCAAGCCUUAUGAAGAACAAGUCAACCCUGUCCUACUAACUCUCAGCCCUCAGACAGGGACCCUGGCACUGUCUGUUCAGUCUAGUAGUGGGGACAUUAGAGUAAAUCAGGGGCCUGAGGAAUCAGAGAGCCACCUCUGCUCUGAUAGCACUCCUAAGAUGGAAGGCCCCCAGACAGCUUGUGGUCUGAAGCUGGCAGGAGACACGAAGCCUAAGAACCAAGUGCUGGCCACCUACAUGUCCCAUGAGCUGGUUCUGGCCACCCCCCAGAACCUGCGCACCAUGCCCGAGCUGCCUUUGCUACCUCAUGACGGCCACCCCCAGGAACUCAUCUUGGAUGUGGUACCGGGCAGCAAGAGGGGCUCCAGCACAGAGCUUUCGCAGCUCGGAAGUCAGGUGGAUCUAGGGCGGGUGAAAAUGGAGAAGGUGGAUGGUGAUGUGGUCUUCAAUUUAGCCACCUGCUUCCGGGCCGAUGGCCUUCCAGCACCUCCCCAGAGGGGCCAGGCUGAAGCACGGCCUAAGGCAGGGCAGGCUCGAGUAAAACGGGAAAGUGUUGGGGUCUUUGCUUGCAAGAACAAGUGGCAGCCAGAUGAAGUGACAGAAUCUCUGCCACCAAAGAAGAUGAAGUGUGGCAAAGAGAAGGAAGGCGAGGAGCAACAGCAGCCACAAGCCAAGCCCACAGUCCGGAGUUCCCUGGGAUCCAAGUGCCGGAAGUCUCCCAGUGACCCCCAGGAACCCACCAAGAAAAGCCCCAGGGGGGCUUCAGAUUCAGGAAAAGAGCACAAUGGAGUCAGGGGAAAGCACAAGCACCGGAAGCAAACAAAGCCAGAGUCCCAAUCUCCAGGAAAACGAGCUGAUGGCCACGAGGAAGGUUCUUUGGAAAAGAAAGCAAAGAGCAGUUUCCGUGACUUCAUCCCAGUGGUUCUGAGCACACGAACACGCAGUCAGUCUGGAAGCAUCUGUAGCUCCUUUGCUGGUAUGGCAGACAAUGACAUGGGAAGCCAGGAAGUCUUCCCCACAGAAGAAGAGGAGGAGGUGGCCCCCACCCCAGCUAAGCGUCGAAAGGUGAGAAAGACUCAGCGGGACACCCAGUAUCGCAGCCAUCAUGCCCAGGACAAGACUCUGCUGAGCCAGGGCCGCAGGCACCUGUGGAGAGCCCGAGAGAUGCCCUGGAGGACAGAGGCCGCCCGGCAAAUGUGGGACACCAAUGAGGAGGAGGAAGAAGAUGAGGAGGAGGGGCUGGUGAAGAGGAAGAAACGGAGACGGCAGAAGAGCCGAAAAUAUCAGACUGGGGAGUACCUGACCGAGCAAGAAGAAGAGCAGCAGCGGAAAGGGAGAGCAGAUUCAAAGAAUCGUAAGCAGAAGACUCCCUCCCAAAGUUCGGAGCAUCGCCUCAGGAAUAGGAACCUUCUCUUGCCCAGCAAAGCCCAGGGGAUCUCAGAUUCACCAAACGGUUUCCUCCCAAAUAACCUGGAGGAGCCAGCCUGCCUUGACAAUUCAGAAAAGCCAUCAGGAAAACGAAAGUGCAAGACCAAGCACAUGGCAAACGUCUCAGAAGAGUCAAAGGGUAAAGGUCGUUGGAGCCAACAGAAGACACGAUCUCCCAAAUCUCCCACCCCAGUGAAGCCCACUGAACCAUGUACACCCUCUAAGUCCCGAAGUGCCGGCCCAGAGGAGGCCUCAGAGUCACCUACAACUCGGCAGAUCCCCCCAGAGGCACGGCGGCUCAUUGUGAACAAAAAUGCUGGUGAGACCCUCCUGCAGCGGGCAGCACGUCUCGGCUAUAAGGAUGUUGUUCUGUACUGCCUCCAGAAGGACAGUGAGGAUGUCAAUCACCGCGAUAAUGCUGGCUAUACAGCCCUGCACGAGGCCUGUUCCCGGGGCUGGACUGACAUCCUGAACAUCCUGCUGGAGCAUGGUGCCAAUGUGAAUUGUAGUGCACAGGAUGGCACAAGGCCAGUUCAUGAUGCAGUGGUCAAUGACAACUUGGAAACCAUGUGGCUCUUGCUGUCCUAUGGGGCUGAUCCCACAUUGGCCACCUACUCGGGUCAGACAGCCAUGAAGCUGGCCAGCAGCGACACCAUGAAACGCUUUCUGAGUGAUCACCUCUCAGAUCUUCAGGGCCGGGCAGAAGGUGAUCCUGGUGUAUCCUGGGAUUUUUACAGCAGUUCUGUGUUGGAGCAAAAAGACGGAUUUGCCUGUGACCUCCUGCAUAAUCCUCCUGGGAGUGCUGACCAAGAGGGAGAUGAUUUGGAAGAGGAUGAUUUCAUGUUUGAGCUCUCAGACAAGCCUCUUCUCCCUUGCUACAACCUCCAAGUGUCCGUGUCCCGCGGGCCCUGCAACUGGUUCCUCUUUACGGAUGUCCUGAAGCGGCUGAAGCUCUCUUCCAGAAUCUUUCAGGCCCGGUUCCCGCACUUUGAAAUCACCACCCUGCCCAAGGCCGAGUUCUACCGGCAGGUGGCCUCGAGUCAGCUGCUUACCCCUGAGGAGAGGCCUGGUGGCUUGGACGACAGAUCUCCCCCAGGCUCCUCUGAGACUGUGGAGCUAGUGCCCUAUGAGCCCGAGCUGCUUCGGCUCCUAGGGUCUGAGGUGGAAUUCCAGUCUUGGAACAGUUGACGGGGAAAACAGCCCCUCCCUGUUCUUUCUCCUUCAAGUUCACCCUUCCCUCACCUCCCAUUUCUUCCCCCCACCGAGCACCAGACUGCAGAAUGAGGCAAUAAUACGGACCAACAAGAAGCCGCCUUAUCAAUGCCAGCAUUAGUGACUGGAUUUUUUUUGUUUUUUGGUUACAUUAGUUCUCAUCUCCCUGUCAUCGUCAUUGUUGUUGUGGUUGGUGAUGGGGGUGGAAAGUUGAACUCCACGUCUGAAGAUGGGAGGUCCCUGGGGGUGGUGGGAAGUGGUGCCAGGGUGCCUUGGACUGGCCUCCUUGUGCAUGACCAAGACCAAAUGUGGGCCUGGAUGGCUGCGGCCUGUCCAAAGGAGAAAUCAGAAAAGCCCAAAUCUGAGCACCCCCCUCCGUCCCCCUGUGUUCUUCUGUCUUCCAUAGUAUUUAUUUUAUUAGUAUUUAAUUUGUAUUGUUCCAUUGGUUUCUGAUAAGUCUGUAUCACUGUGACGAUUUGAGACAACUUGUUGUAUUGAGGGACUUUCUUUACCUCCUUUCUCUUUCUUUAUCUCCUUUCUCUUUCUUUCUUGAUAAGCUUUGGGGCUGCUCCCUCCCUCUAAGAGUGAUUCCCAGGUUGCUUUUCCCCACUGGGGAGGGGGCUGGGUUGGGAGACAUCAACUUGUGAUUAAGGAAGCUGGCUGCUGCUGGCCCAGAGCUGGGGGGCUGGGGGUAAAUCCCGAGGCUUUGGUGCUCCCCCUCCCCCUGCCAGUUUUUCUCCUCCCAUCUUGAGAUUCCUGUUUACUGGGGAGAGAAUUGUAGGGUGAGGGGUUCAUUUCAAUUACUCUAAUAAAGGGGAGUUAAGGGGUCUGAGGGGUGAGGGUACCCUCCUCCCGCUUUCUUCACAGCUCCCCUCAGAGUGCACAAUAUGGGUUUGUUCUUGCAUCUUUCCCCCUGUACCCCCACCCACACCACCCCCUCCUUGGCCCCCCCCCUCCAGAUACUGAGCCUCUCCUCUCCCAGCCCUCACCCCCUACCUCUGCCCCUUCCCAGACUUGGAGCACCCCUUUCUGCUCCCUCCUCUGCCAUUCUCCUUUGGAUUUUGUAGAGGGCUGUGGGACUGACUGCCAGAUGUGAAAUCAGGCAUCAGCUGCUCCCUAGGCAAGGGCAGGAGACCAAUCUCCAGCCCAGACUCCACUCCCAUUUGGAGCCCUGGGCUGCACAUGUGGCCCCACCAGGCCUCCUGUCUGGCCUCGGGGCCCCUGGGCCUCCAGUGCUGGAUCUGUUCAGGGAGAAAGAGGGAAGAGUUUGGGUUGCUUCCCUGUCCCCGCCCCCUCUGUGGUGUUGUCUUUCCCACUCUUGUUCUUAUUUUUCUACCAAUUGCUAUUUUUCCGAACAAUCCUUGUAGAGAGUAUGUACCAUCCAAAGGCAGAAGGGCCUUGCUAUGGCUGGCUCUGGUUGGAGAUGGUACAGUUUUAUUGUACAGGUGCUAAACAACAACAACAAAAGAAGAAAAUAGAAAAAAAAAAAGAAAAAAAAGAAAAAGAAAAAAAAAAGCCAGUUUGAGGAUGGGACAAUCUGUUCUCUGGAGGCUCCUGACCCAUUCGGGAGCAUUGGUGGUUAUUUUCUUUGUAUUGUGUUUGUUCUUUGUUCCUGGGGGAAUUUCUGGGCCCCCUUUCUGUAGGACUGCUCCCCAGCCCCACCACCCUGCCCAGUUGGUUUUGAACAGUUGUUCUCCCUUUUUAAAAAACAAAAACAAAAAAACAAAACUAUAUAUAUAUAUAAAUAUAUAUAUAUAAAGUUGA